This is a messenger RNA of Paramacrobiotus metropolitanus, 1221 nucleotides long. Its product is annotated as translation initiation factor IF-2-like. Bases 46 to 930 code for a protein of 294 amino acids. The transcript is spliced from 3 exons. Lineage: Eukaryota; Metazoa; Tardigrada; Eutardigrada; Parachela; Macrobiotidae. The record is from RefSeq and is a predicted model, not a curated record.
UUCAAAAUAAUUCUGGAUCAAUUUCGUAUUUAAUUUCUGGGAGCGAUGGUGAAUAUCAGACGAAAGAUUCAGCCGCGCAUGCGCCGCCUGCCGGUGCCGGCGUCCAUUCCCAGCCGGCAUCGCGUGCUGGUGGCGGAUAAUUCCGAUAAAUUCGGUUUCGGCACCGGAGCCCUGCGUUUCCCCCACGAAACGGUGCCGGAGAACCCCGGACCCGCCAAGUACCCCGCGGUGCCGCCCUCCUUCAAGGAUCCGGCCAAAUCCCCGGAGGCGCCGCCCGGCCAGCCGCCACCGCGCAAGGUGUUGCUGCCGGGAAGGUCAACGUGGCCGGUGUUCGGCUCGACGGUGGGCCGCUUCCCGACGGCGCUGCACACAACCUCCCCUCCGGUGGGCACCUACACCCUCACCGACCGGAAGCCCCCCUCCCGCCCCACUCACCGCACUCCCGUGGUCGUCCACCACCACGCCCCGUCGCGCCGCCCCUCCCCCACCCGCUACAACGUCCAGCCGCGUUUCGGCGGCAACAUCGCGCGCGGCCGCGCCGUCUUCCGCUCCCGCCUGCCGCGCAUCCACGCCCCCGCGGUCACCGGCCUCUUCCCGUGGGCCUACGACGUCCAGGACCACCUCCUGCACCCCACCGCGCCGCGGGCCUGCUCCAUCCGCUACACCGCGCCCCGGAUGCCGGCGGCCCGGCGCCCCACGGAGGGUGACCUGUGGAGCGGCGUCGACCCUCUCCGGCCGUCGCGUUCGCAGGUGGGAUUGGGAAACAACACUGGAACGCCGGCGCGGAGGGGGCGGUGUUCCCCAAGCGGCCGCGGAAUGUGGCGUGCAUGGCGCGGGAGGUCCGCGAGGCCCCCGGACCGGGGCAGUACGAUGUGGGGAAGUACGGGAGUAUCGGGCCGGAAGCGACGACGGUGGCGCCGCGGACGCUGAAGAAUCUGCGCCGGGCGCGGGAGAUGCUGGCUCGCUACGGGAGGCGUUGUUCGUCAGCGGAGGGGACACCGCCCGCUAAACUGUACGAUGCCGGGAAACUGCCGGCGGCGAAGUCGUUCCAUUACAACGCGACGAAUGUCUGGAUAUGAUCAUUUUAUUGCUGUAGUCUUCCAGUUUACUCAGUUUUCACAAUAUGCAUAUAACAGAUUUUAUAUAUAGAUACAUAUGUAUAGUUAUAUAUAUGCGCAUCCAAAAUAAAUAAAAAUGCCUGUCGCAACGCAGCGUGCAGGC